This is a messenger RNA of Archocentrus centrarchus (flier cichlid), 1264 nucleotides long. Its product is annotated as chemokine XC receptor 1-like. The transcript has 2 exons. Gene Ontology annotation, biological process: G protein-coupled receptor signaling pathway; cell chemotaxis; positive regulation of cytosolic calcium ion concentration. Gene Ontology annotation, molecular function: C-C chemokine binding; C-C chemokine receptor activity. The record is from RefSeq and is a predicted model, not a curated record. NCBI's taxonomy places the organism in Eukaryota, Metazoa, Chordata, Actinopteri, Cichliformes, Cichlidae. The coding region runs from base 169 to 1203 and encodes 344 amino acids. Gene Ontology annotation, cellular component: external side of plasma membrane; membrane.
AAAAAAAAGGUUUCCCAAGUUUUUUAAUAUCUUUUUGUUAAGGGAGUAUCUUUGACUUAAUGUGAAACAAGAAGAGGAACUAUCAGUUAACUCAAGAGCAUCACAACUGUUCCAUCACUGUGCAAUUCAACCCAAGACUUGACAGCCUGAUGUUUGUGAAAAUUGACAAUGGCAAACAAUUUCACAACAGCUGAUGACGGAGUGAGCGAUCAUGUUGAAUAUCUUUGUGAGACUGACUUUCCAGCUAUCACUGGUCCUGCCUUCAUCUUGAUCUUCAUCAUCAGUGUCAUAGGCAAUGGUCUCCUCUUAUGUGUUCUUUUCAUGUAUGAAAACCUGAAAAGUGUCACAAAUAUUUUUAUCCUGAACCUGGCCUGCUCCGAUUUGAUCUUCACCUUCACACUUCCAUUCUGGGCCACUGAUCACCUCCACCACUGGGUCUUUGGGGACUUUGUCUGCAAAUUUAUGACUGCUGCAUUCUUUGUUGGUUUGUACAGCAGUGUCAUUCUGCUGACUGCAAUGACAGUGGAUCGUUUCAUUACCGUGGUGCUGCACAACUGGCUAAGCUACGUAAGAAGAAAGAAGAAGUAUGCAGUUGGUGCUUGCAUAGCUGCCUGGGCCAUCAGCAUCUCAGCAUCCCUGCACGAUGCUAUGAAAGUAAAAGUGGAAAACUUUGAUGAUGUUAACUAUUGCGAGGACAGCUCUAGUGACAGACUUGGAUAUUAUCUCCAAGUAUCACUCUUAUUCUUCCUCCCAUUUGCCAUCAUUAUUUUCUGCUAUUCUGCCAUCCUCAAGACAGUUUUGCGAGCUUUAAACAGAAAAAAGCACAGGACUGUAGCUGUGCUGUUGUGUAUUGUUGCAGCCUUUUUCAUUUGCUGGGGGCCAUAUCAUAUUUUGCUUUUAAUCAAGUCUCUCUAUAGACCCAAAGGUUGUAAGGCACAGGAACGGUUGGAUAUUGCCUACCAUAUCUGUGAAAUACUUGCCUAUUCUCACUGCUGUAUGAACCCUCUGCUGUAUACGCUCUCACAGAAGUUGCGAAAGCAUCUGUUGAAACUGUUGCACUGUGAAAAUGUGUGCAGGAAGAACAGGGAGAGAGACAUGGGUCUCACUUCUGUCAGUCAGAAAGUAACUUUCACAGCACAAAGCUCUGCUGUUAAGUUGGAACUGCACAACUUGCAUGGAACUGCAUUAAACAGUCACUCUUGAUAUUAAAUAUUGAUUAAAUUUGUAAAUACUUUUAUUUUGCAAAUUCCCUUGACAUUACAUA